UUGCAAGACGUGAACACAAACAAAAUGGCGGCUGUAGGUCUGUCUUUCGGAUCUUACGAGAAAAACUCAAGCGGGCAAGAAAAUUGGCAAGACGCGAACGCUGCCCUGCUAGAGCUGGAUAAAUGUCUUCGGUCAAGUAAAGUGGGUGAGCAGUGUGAGGCUAUUGUGAGGGUUCCUAACUUAUUUGAGAAGCACCCUCUGCCCAUUCUCAUCAACUCAGCAUUCCUGAAGCUUGCAGAUAUCUUUAGGAUGGGGAACAAUUUUCUGCGGCUGUGCAUUCUGAAAGUCACCCAGCGCAGCCAAAAACAUCAUGACAAGAUACUGAAUAUUGAUGAGUUCCUAAGGAGGAUCUACUCGGUCAUCCACUCCAACGACCCCAUCGCCAGGACAAUAACUAUUAGGGUUCUGGGUAGCAUUGCUUCCAUUAUCCCAGAGAGAAAGAAUGCACAUCACAGUAUCAGGACUAGUCUGAACUCACACGACCAAGUGGAACUGGAAGCUGCUAUUUUCGCAACACAGCAGUUUUGUUCACAGUCCAGAUCCUUUGCAUCAGGAAUAUUCAACAAACUUGCUCAAAUGAUUGAAGGUUUGACAACUCCAGUUGAAAUGAAACUCAAGCUUAUUCCAAUAUUCAGACACAUGUACUUUGAUGCAGAUCUGACAACAAAGGUGUAUGCGCUAUGUUCAACUCUACUCAGCUCUCAUCCGGCAUGCCGAUUUGUGGUGGUCACUCUACACACUCUCUCCUGUCUCGCCGCAGCCAGCAUCAACAGCAUCCCCCAGCAGGUUGAUCUUCUUCUAUCCUACCUCACUGGUGACCCACGUAAAGCGGUGAAGACGCAGGUUAUUGCGGAUCUGAAACUGCUUGCUAACACAGCUCCACACAUGUGGGAAUCGUCACAUGUUGAGUCCCUCUGUACAUUUUUGUUGGAGACAGAGUAUGAUGUAUUAAAACUCAGCGGACUCAACACACUUGUUGCAUUAUCUACAACGUUAGCUGUCAAUCACUUGAAUUGUGAAAAAGUGUUGCAGGUUUGUGAGCUUGAGACAAACUCAUCCAACUUGGCAAUCGCAGCGGUCAGCACUAAACUUCUUGUGAAUAUAGCAACCGCCAGACUCGACCAAGACCCUGCUAAUAGCAGUCUGUGUGAGAAUGCUGUCCAAGUAUUGGAGACUAAUUCUGUAAUCUGCUGUGUUGGCAAUGAUGUCCACUCAUUAAAGAUGUGCUUGUCAAGUAUGAAUCACCUUGUCGAUAGCUAUCAUGAUGGGUGUGCACCCUUGAUUGACAGCUUGAUAACACUCUUGCCGACUGUGUCAGACUCCACAGCUCUGUGGCUUUGUCAUGCAUUGGUAACCAUGGCAACUCAAAUUCCAUCAGCCCUUGUCAAUCACAGAGGGGAAAUGAUAUCUUAUUUCACUGCAGUCACAUCACCAAGUGAUGCUGAUGAUGUGUUUGGAGCCAGAGAUUCCAGUCAGGGAAACAGCGACACGAUAGUAGCGGCAGCCACUCUUGUAUUCCAGUCUCACGGCCACUCCACCGCAGAUGAUACUGCAUGUUUACUGCAGGCUCAAGUAGAAGACUUGGUCCUUGCUCGCAUGGAUGGGAUAGCUGCCACAGCAGGCCACUGGGUGUCAUACAGGGUUGCACGCCAAGCGUCACGCCAGGGCUUUCAUGGUCUUUCCGCCAAAAUAUUUGACAGCUUGUCCUCAAAGGUGGCUUCGGAGCAUUUCUUCUUCUGGCUGAGUUCACUGAAGUGCUUUAGUGAGGCUGAGAGUGUGCUUAGCAAGCCGUGUGCCAACCAGCUGUCUCUUGCUGAUAGCAUCACACUGGCGUGCAGCAAGUACCACAAGGGACUAGUCGCACUCAAGGCUGCAGUAAUGCCAUCGCACCAGUUAUCAUUCCAAGUGGCCUACGCCAGUCUGAGGGCAGACCUGCUUCAGGCACACAAGCACCUGCUGGCAGCAUGUGCAUGCAUGAAGUCCUGUCCGCCUCCCGCCAUAGCUACUGCUGUCGCCAUGACUACCGGACAGGACGUGCAUAGCUUGAGCCACUUUGCCGCCCAGAUAAGCGAGUGCAGCAAGUCCUUCCGUGGAUUGGGCGAGAACUUUAGCAAAUUAUACAGAUCAUCAUUCGAUGCCGACCCAUCCACCCUACAACACUUGGAAACCCUGCAGAGGAGUUGCUAUCUGAUUCCCCACUGCAUUGAUCUUUUGACAAAGAACACUUCGCCAAGUAACAGCGGUGCUGACUUGUUGUCUACUCCGAAAUCUGGAUACUCAGCCCUAUCCAAUGCUUGCACUCAGAUUCUUCAGACUGUCGAGGAGUACUGUAUUCAACUGGAGAGCAUGCCCGUGUGUCACUUGACGGACUGCCUGUGUAAAGCAUCCCUGACUCUGUCCCAGACUCCGCUCCGCUUUCCCAAGUACUUCUACCACAGCGAACAACACACAGCGAUAAAGUUGGCAUUGUCACCCUCCGCAUCCUCUCCUUCCGAGUCCGUUCCCGUUCCUCUAGAUACACAGUUUGUGCUCAAAGUCGAGGGCGUUGUCGAGUACCGCGGGAAGCCUGGAAUCUACCGAGACAUCAGCGCUGUCUGUCUGCACGUAACCUGGAAGCCGGAAGAGAAAAAGCAACAGUCACCGGAAGUCAAGGUGUUGCAUGACAGCGUGACAAGCCUGGAACAGACUGUCACGCCACACAACGACUAUUUCAGCGCUCACUUCCUGCUCUCCUUCGCCGCCGCCGCCACGUAUGACGUCACAGUCACCACUAGUGUGAUUGACAGCUCCAGUGCAAGAUGGGAUACCGGACCCCAGAAUUCCUUGCUGGUUAAGGCAAGCGAGGCGCCUAGUCGAAUGAGGAUUGGUGGUACCCGGAUGUAAGGACUUGCGGUCAUUGUGUAAAAUGUCAAAGCGUUGAAUACCCGGAUGAUAAGACUCGAGGCUAUCAGUGGAGCCCGAGUGAUAUCCCGGAUGACUGCCGGAUUGAUGGUCCGAGAAGAGAAACGUGCAUCAACAGGACUGGUGCGUGAGAACUCACAAGGGGUGAGAGUUGCAGUCAUGAAUAUUAUAAACUAAAAGUCCAAGAAUUGGCGAUACUUCAAGAAGAAGAUAACGCUUUGUUGGCGCCCGAGGGAGGGAAGGAAGAGAAGGAAGGGAAGGAAGGGGAGCUUCGCAACUGAACUGUAUAGAAACAUUAAAAUCUCAUGAUUACUUAUCAGAAAAGACUAAGUGACAAGACGAAGCAUUAAAAUAAGUAACACUUCCAGAAAACCAUCAUGACAAAUAUUUCAUCUUUGAUAAAUUGAUGCCGAACUUAACGCAAGAAUUACUUGUAUAUCUUGUAUUAUUUAGAAUAAAUGGUAUUAUUUUGAA
Nematostella vectensis (starlet sea anemone) is the source of this 3375-nucleotide messenger RNA. RefSeq names its product integrator complex subunit 7. The transcript is spliced from 25 exons. Gene Ontology annotation, cellular component: integrator complex. The record is from RefSeq and is a predicted model, not a curated record. Lineage: Eukaryota; Metazoa; Cnidaria; Anthozoa; Actiniaria; Edwardsiidae. Bases 25 to 2883 code for a protein of 952 amino acids. Gene Ontology annotation, biological process: snRNA 3'-end processing.